Molecule: messenger RNA, 840 nt
Organism: Exaiptasia diaphana
Lineage: Eukaryota; Metazoa; Cnidaria; Anthozoa; Actiniaria; Aiptasiidae
Exons: 4
Source: RefSeq, a predicted model, not a curated record
AUGCCUAACUGUGAGAAGUAUGGCGAGACCCCCAAUUCUUUUGUACAGAUAGUACGUGAUAUUUCACCAUCACUCUUCCGAUUAACUGUGGAUGGUUGACAACGACUCCGCCAACGUCAACAAACGCUAAGUUUGGACAACCAAUGUUUAUUGGUCAUGAUUUGGUUAAGAAAAUAUCUACACGUCGAUACCUUGGCGCUUUGGUUCGACAUCGACCCGACGUCAGUGAUAAGAAUUUUACACAAAGUCAUCCCAGAACUAUGGCAGUAUUUUAGGAAUCAAAUUGAAUGGCCUACACUUCAAGAAUGGACCAAUAUGAUGGGAAACUGGCCAGAGUUUCCUAACGUAAUUGGGGCAAUAGAUAGUACUCCACACAGGAUAUAUCGUCYCUUAACAGAGCCUCAACGAAUGUACUAUAGUGGACACAGACAUUAUCACUGUAUGCACACCCAGAUAAUCAUUGACAAUGAAGGACACAUACGCUUCUUGCAGUCWKGAUUUUUAGGACGGACUCAUGAUUCGCAAUCGUUUAGACUAAUGGGACCAAUCGGGGCUUUACCUCCGAAUGCGAMAUUUCUGGCUGACAAGGGAUAUGUUGAUGGUGGUCCUCUAUUAACAGCAGUUAGCCCAAAUAAAAUGCGAGCUUUGAAUGGGAGAGACAWGAAAACAUUCAAAGCAGUUUCACAGUUAUGGCGUCAUCCUCGCUGGCUUAUGCCAGUAGUCGUAGAACUUGCCGUUUUCCUAGCAGAAAGACGGCUGCGUCUGUUUCAUGACACUUGCAAUAGAAACUACAUUUGUCAUAUCUGUAUACUUCUCCAUGCUCAAUUGCUGCAAAAAUAG